Molecule: messenger RNA, 693 nt
Organism: Rotaria sp. Silwood1
Lineage: Eukaryota; Metazoa; Rotifera; Eurotatoria; Philodinida; Philodinidae
Source: the annotation of a GenBank genome assembly
AUGGUAACAAUUGCUUCUCAAACAAAGAAUAUUAGCUUUUUAGAUCAAGUGACACGUGCCGAAACGUUAUGGGCAAUAAAUGCAGCACGUCAUGGAUAUAGCUAUCUUUCAUGUGAUGAAUCUGGUGAUCUGUUCAAAACAAUGUUUCCAGACUCAGAUAUUGCACAAAAAUUCAAAAUGGAACGAACAAAACUAUCAUAUAUGAUUUCACAUGGUCUUGAUCCAUUUUCCAUCAACCAAGGUGUUGUAACUCGUUAUUAUAAAUGUAUACUUCUUGGUCAUGCACCAACAAAUAUUAUUAGAGAUAGCAUUGUUGACUCGUUUCGCACAGAUAGAAUUGAUAUUAAACGUUUAUUGAUGAUUGGACGUGAUAAUCCUAAUGUCAAUAAAACUGUUGAAAAGCUCAUUGAUGGAGAACUGAAGAAAGCUGGUGGAGAAUUACUCAAAUUAGGUUCAUGUCAUAUCCACAUGGUUCAUAAUGCUUUCAAAGCAGGUACAACAGCAUCAUAUUGGCAUAUUCAAGAUUUCUGCAUAGAUAUAUGGUCCUGGUUUCGUCAUUCGCCAGUACGAAAAGAAGAUUUCGUAAAACUUUGUGAGGAAUUGAAUGAAGAAGUUGAAAAAAACAUACUGUGCUUUGUUUGUACACGUUGGGUAUUGCUCGGUAAAGCAGUUGAUCAAGUUUUAAGUGAGUGA